AUGAGCAUCCGUUGUGCGUCCCGCAGUGGAGCAGCGAGUCCGGAGCGUCGUCCCCGACGCGUGGAAAUCAUGGUCGGUGUUCGUGGGUCAGUGGCAUUUCCAACAAUAAGCGAAUUCAGAACUGUGACUAAAGCCGCCGCUCAGCGGCUCGCUCAGGCCAUGGCUUCCCAUGCUGCCGCCGACAACGGCAACGAUGAUGAUGGAGACAAUGACGACGAGUUAGGACUCCGGUUCAAUCCUCCUCUUCCUCUUUCCUUCUCCAGGCCUGUCAAGACUAACGGCGUUAACAAUAACACUAAGAGUAGCAACAGGCCUGUGGUUCCGUCUCCUAAGAUCAGUAGAUCUUCUUCGGAUGCGGUCACUGAAAACUUAUUGGAUGAAGCUCCACCAGCUCGCUCAACACCUACUAGAAGGCUAUCCUUGUGA
This is a messenger RNA of Fraxinus pennsylvanica, 426 nucleotides long. Lineage: Eukaryota; Viridiplantae; Streptophyta; Magnoliopsida; Lamiales; Oleaceae. The record is from the annotation of a GenBank genome assembly.